AUGGGAAUCCACGGAAUCGGCCUGGGAUUGUAUAAAUACAUCAUAACAUGCCUUGUCAUCUUUGGAGGUCUUACCUCAGUUGUACGUGCUGAGUUUAACUACAAGGUCACCCUUAAAAAGUCGAUUAUUUUCUUGGAGGCACAGAGGUCCGGAAAGCUCCCGACAAACCACAGGCCGUCUUGGAGAGGAGAUUCUGCUCUGCAAGAUGGCAAACUUGUUAAUGAGGACCUUGUGGGAGGAUACUAUGACGUGGGUGAUAACGCCAAGUACGGCCUCCCAAUAGCUUUUACUGUGACAACCUUAGCAUGGGCUGCUAUCUCUUAUAAAUCUGAGCUGCAAGCAGCUGGAGAAAUGGAAAAUGUCCGCGCUGCUGUCCGCUGGGGCACUGAUUAUCUUCUGAAGGCCAGUGGCAGACGUCAUCGCUUGUAUGUCAGGGUAGGAGAUCCUGAAAAGGAUCACGAAUGCUGGAUUAGUCCGGAAAACAUGAAAACACCUAGAACUGUAUUGAAGAUUGAUCGGAGUACACCUGGAACUGAGAUCGCAGCGGAGACUUGCGCUGCACUGGCAGCUGCUUCUAUGGUCUUUAGAAGGGCUGAUCAUGCUUAUGCUCGCCGUCUCCUUAACAGAGAAAAGCAGCUCUUCUUCUUUGAAAAGAAAUACAAGGGAACCUAUGAUGGAGAAUGUCCCUUCUAUUGCUCCAACUCAGGCUAUAAUGAUGAGUUGUUGGGGGCAGCAACGUGGCUAUAUAAAGCAACUAGAAGAUCAACGUACAUGGAUUAUAUACGAGAUGAGGCCAUAAGUGCUGCUGUUUCUGAGUUUAGUUGGGACCUUAAAUAUGCUGGAGCACAAAUUCUCCUCUCGUAAUUCUACAUGGAGGGCCAAGGAUUUGCACACUUUCAAGGAAGAGCUGACAGCUCUGUAUGUUCUAUACUUCCUGAUAGCCCCUAUCACCAGGUUUACAUUUCUCCAGGAGGAUUGCUUCAUCUAAGAGAUGGAGCUAACACCCAAUAUGUCACUGGCACUGCUUUCCUGUUUAGUGACUAUGGCGAUCUGCUAGCAAACCAUAAACAACAAGUCAUUUGUGGUGACAAGAAAUUUGGUUCCGAUCGUUUGAUGGCCUUUGACAAGCAACAGAUGGACUAUAUACUAGGCAAGAACCCGAGAAAAAGAUCAUACAUGGUUGGAUUUGGCAACAAACCCCCAACACAAGCCCACCACAGGGGUUCUUCUGUCCCCCGAAUGCCUCCGAAUAAAGAAGUUAACUGCGGUAUGAGCUUCGUCUAUUGGUACAACACAAAUGAACCCAACCCCAACGAGCUAACGGGCGCUAUUGUCGGUGGGCCCGACAAGAACGAUAACUUUGAAGAUAAACGUGCAAAUUCGUCCAUGACUGAACACAACUACAUCAACUCAUUGGCGGUUGGUGUGCUAGCAAAGCUUGCUGGAUACUCUCAUGCUCGAUGA
Molecule: messenger RNA, 1464 nt
Organism: Sesamum indicum (sesame)
Lineage: Eukaryota; Viridiplantae; Streptophyta; Magnoliopsida; Lamiales; Pedaliaceae
Gene: GH9A4
Product: glycosyl hydrolase 9A4
Biological process (GO): carbohydrate metabolic process
Molecular function (GO): hydrolase activity, hydrolyzing O-glycosyl compounds
Source: RefSeq, a predicted model, not a curated record